CGAUACCACAUAUAAUUUUGUACAAUUCGCAUAAAGAUGUCAGCCUCCUGUCGUACGAAAAUGGGAACGACUGGGUCAGGAAUUCUCCCAAUUUUCAUCAUUCUGGUUGGAUACCAGGUUAUAUAUACAUUUGCAGAUACAGAGAACGAUGACAGAUGGAAGCCUUACCUGUCACUGAUCGAGGAAGCUACAUCAAGUUAUGAAGACUGUGCAAUGGACGACUGCUCAUGCCAUGCAGGAGUAAUGGAUGAAGACCUGUCGGUGUGGCAGGAAAGAGGAGGUAUCACCAGAGAGGAUGUGGAGAGAGCUGAGAGUAGAGGCACACUCUACCAGAUCAUCAACCAUCACCUCUUUAGGGAAGAGAAAUGCAUGUUUCCUGCUAGAUGCAGUGGAGUUGAACAUUUCAUUUUGAAAAUCAUUAAGAAACUCCCAGACAUGGAGUUUGUGAUGAAUGUUCGAGAUUGGCCACAGAGUGGAAAAUAUGCCAAGCCGUUGCCUGUACUCUCUUUUAGUAAGGUGACAAGCCAGCACUAUGACAUCAUGUACCCAGCUUGGACCUUCUGGGAAGGUGGCCCAGCGGUAUGGCCGUUGUUUCCCACUGGCCUUGGAAGAUGGGAUCUCUUCAGGGAGUCUCUUGACAGAGAAUCAAAGUUAUUACCUUGGGAAAAGAAAGAAGAUAAAGCAUUUUUCAGAGGGUCAAGAACAAGCGCUGAGAGAGAUCCUCUUGUCCUCUUAUCAAGAGAAGACCCAGAUUUGGUGGAUGCAAGCUACACCAAGAAUCAAGCGUGGAAAUCUGAUGCAGAUACUUUACAUGAGCCUCCUGCAAAGGAAAUAUCAUUGGAAGAACACUGCAAAUACAGAUAUCUGUUUAAUUUCCGUGGAGUUGCUGCCAGCUUCCGACUGAAGCACCUGUUUCUCUGCCGUUCCCUUGUCUUUCAUGUGGGUGAUGAGUGGCUCGAGUUCUUCUACCCGGCCCUCAAACCGUGGGUUCACUACAUCCCUGUCAAACAAGAUCUAUCAGAUGCAAGAGAAUUGAUAGAAUUUGCCAAGGCCAACCAAGACGUUUCCCAGCAGGUUGCAGACAGGGGUCGUGACUUCAUCUGGAAUCACCUUCGGAUGGAGGAUGUACAAUGCUACUGGUUGAAUCUCUUGAAGAGGUAUGGUAAGCUGCAGAAAUACAAGCCUAAACUCAGGAAUGAUCUCAAGCAGAUCAAACCAAAAAGGGAUGAAUUAUAAGACAAUCUUCAUUAGCAUUAGGGAGAGGUGGAAAACAGGCGUAAUAUGCUUCAUUCACAUACAGUAUAAUGCAGCAAAACUUAAAAAGGGAGAAAAGAGAAUCAAUUCAAACACAAAAUAUGUUUUAUUUAUAGAGGUAAGUGUUUGCUGGUAACAAAUAUGCAUGCAGCAUGGUUCCUGUCCAGUAUUGGUGUUUGUGUGUUUGUGUUGGAAGCUCAAUUCGGAUUGCUUUUCCUAGCUCAAAAAAUAUUCCCGGGGACAGUUUCAUCAACAGUUUUGUCCAACAAGUUGUUAUAUCGACAUCUUUCAUUGAUUCUAAUUGACUGAGAAGCACUGUUACUAUGGUAACUAUCGGAUUAAACAGGACUUGUCGGAUAAAAUAUCCAUCAAGUCCUUUCUUGAACCGCUCUCCAGAUCAAAAUAUUGACAGCUCAACACGUAGUGAGUGACUUUUCAAAACCAUCUUUAUUUUAUGUUAGGUGUUAUACUCAUGUAAUAACUGACACAACACCAACACCAAAAGGUCAAAACCGAACUUGAAAUCAUCCAAUGUGUUCACGCUAUGCUUGAAUUAUGGUAUCUUAGUAUUUGCUGCAUUUUACCACUCUUUUCUCCCCUUAUAAGUCAUUUUGCUGUGUUGAAUGUAAAUGACACUCAAUUAUUUUUAAGUUAUGUAAUGGUUAAUCAACAUUUGCUUCUGCAUAAAAGUUUUAUUUCAUCAUAAAUAACGAGGAAUGAGGGAUUAAGGAUCAUGAGGGAUUUGAGGUUUCUCAAAGCUGUGCAUCUGAAAUGUAGACAGCUGAAUGGUAUUCACACGACACUGACAUAGAUGUAGGCUGAAGAUUUUAUAUGCAAAUGUUGGUAAAAGCUAAUCAUAAAUAGGAUUGAAAUGUGGAAAAAAUGGUCAAUAUUGUUAUUUGGGAAUAUUGAUUAUAAUGCACCUUUGAAAUAAGUCUAAUAAGAAUAUGAAUUUUUAUCUCAAGCUUUAGUUUAGAUUGAGAUUCAGGGUUAGUGGUUGGGGUGAGUGCUUAUUUCGGAUUUAAAAAAUACAUCCCAAAGUUGUGCUUUUGGUAUAGUGUCAGGCCAUGAGUUGGGUCUUAUGUUUGCUUCAUAUGUAUAAAACACUUUUCAUUAGACUCUUGUUUAAGAUUCGGAUGAUGUUUAAUUGUUAUGUGUGGUACAGUUUUGAAAUUACCAACUACAUUUACAAAAUUUAAGUGAGUAAUUGUUACAUGAGCAGGUUGUAACUAAUCCCUGAGCCAUAUUGAACUACUGCAACCAUUGGCAUUCUGACUACAUUCAUAAAAGAUCUCUAUUGCUUUCAUUUUAUGUUAGUAUUUCCAAUAUUUCUAAUGUAAAAAAUGGUAUUUAUCUUGUAGUAGACUGUAUUUUCUUAAUCAAUGAACAUUUUUUAUUUUAGCUUACAAGCAACGAGGUUGUGUUAGAAGAAUUGAUAUUCAUUUUUAGUACUCAAUCAGGAAUUGUAAGUUUUACUUUUAAAUAGUUAGAAAAUCAUCACUUUGAACUAACGCAUAUUGGAUGAAUUUGAAGAAUUCAUUAUUGUAUUCACUGUGCCUUGAAUUUUGUCAUGAGCUUCUAUAAGUUUGUCAAAAUUGUAAUUUAAUGAUAAUUAUCAAUUAUAUACAUGUACCGUGAUUUUCUAACUCCUUUUUGUCAUAUUGGUAUAUCAUAGUGACUAUUUUUUUUUAUUUCAUGUACCAUUCAAAUGUAAUGAAUAUCAGGCUUUAUAUCCCUCUUAUGAACAUUCAUGAAUAUUCUAGAUAAACGAUUGGUCAAUUUGUGAUCAUGUGACAAAGUAUUAUUUCAUUGGGAAUAACAUAGCUGCAAAUAGCUCCAUUUUCUUCCAGCUCCAUAUUUUUUUCAAUAUACUUUCAUGGGGAGAACUGCGCAAGCUCAUGCUUGAUAUGUUCUCUCAACAUUGAACUGUGCAUGCUCUCGCUCAAGUUAUUUACUGACAAUCUGAAAAGUCAGUAUAGAAUUGGGUCUAGAUUAUCAUGCAGAAAAUAUAACUCCAUGACGGCCAUUCAUACAGGACACCCAAAUACACGGUGAAUUAGGUGAGUCAAAGUCCGAUACGAGAGUCUCAAAAUAAGUUGGCCUGCACGCUUGCAAAAUUAUCUUGAGACAGAGUGCAACUGCAACGGUGCAGCGCAUCGUACCUCUCAUUAACAGCAGACCAGAAGAGCUGCGCGCAGCCUACCCAGGGACUGGCUAGUAUUAACUGGACAGGCCUUAGACUAGUUAGGAAUAGGUUUGGCAACCUUAAGAUUGGUCUAGAUUGGUUGCAAAUCAGCAAGGACGAGGUCUAACGUUAAAAGUUAGAGGGAUAUAAAACAAAUCUAUCAGGCGUCUCUAUCGAAAGCAUAGUGGGAAUUAUUAAUCCUUGGAUGGACCUGCAAUGUAACUAUUUUUCCCUUGGGGCUUCGCCCCUCAGGGAAAAUAGUGAUUGCCAUUUGCCAGUCCAACCUUUGAUAAAUAAUUCCCACCAUACUUUCUGAAUGUUUGAUGCAUAACACACUUUAAUUGACUAGUUCAGUAUUUCACUGACAUUGAGCACCAAGCAGACUGUACUUGUCUCAAUGUUAUUUAAAUUCAAAGUUAUUCAGGUUAUGACUGCCACAGGGUAUUGUGUUGCACUGUACAAAAGCCAAUCUCACCCUGUUCUCCUUAUUUAUUUAGGAAUUUCCAGCGAGUUGUUUAUGAUUUUAAUUGUAUAUCAUGUAGCCUCUUCCACAAGCGUACAAACUUAUCUUGCAAUGAUGCUUUGAUGGACUGCCCACCAGUAUGCAUUAGAAAUAAGAUUGUAUUGAACUUUCAGCUUGUAAAGUAUAAAACUGAAGUUCCUACUAUUAUUUUGCAUUGCUACUCAUACUACCUUCUCAAUUGAUAUGUAUUUCAAUCAAAAUAAGAAAAUAGAAAGAGAAAAUUGAACUACAUGUAUUUUGCAACAUAACUAUAUAAUUUGUAUCAUAUAUUUACAUGAUGGAAAUAUUCUGUAUUCUUGUGGUAAGUCUAUU
Molecule: messenger RNA, 4274 nt
Organism: Lytechinus variegatus (green sea urchin)
Lineage: Eukaryota; Metazoa; Echinodermata; Echinoidea; Temnopleuroida; Toxopneustidae
Gene: poglut1
Product: protein O-glucosyltransferase 1-like
Exons: 11
Coding region: 37-1236 (399 amino acids)
Biological process (GO): positive regulation of Notch signaling pathway; protein O-linked glycosylation
Cellular component (GO): endomembrane system
Molecular function (GO): UDP-glucosyltransferase activity; UDP-xylosyltransferase activity
Source: RefSeq, a predicted model, not a curated record